AUGGCCGACUCCGUCCAUCUGCCGGGAUACGGCCGUGCGCCCUCAGCCCCGUCGAUUGGGUCUUUCUCGCGACAUCUCGACACCGAAUGCACCCUUGACAAGCGCAAACGGUCUCCUGGAUCCGAAAUGGGCUGGGCCAGCUACGUAUUAGCGCUGCCGCGCCACGCUUCCGCCCAAGGCACCAGGCACCACCACAUGCAGCCCGACUACCUCCUCGACGAGAAGGGAAGGGAAGUGGAGGGCAUCGUCGAGACGCUGUCACGAGCUGCUCGUCAUCAAACUUGA
Molecule: messenger RNA, 285 nt
Organism: Colletotrichum spaethianum
Lineage: Eukaryota; Fungi; Ascomycota; Sordariomycetes; Glomerellales; Glomerellaceae
Exons: 2
Coding region: 1-285 (94 amino acids)
Source: RefSeq, a predicted model, not a curated record